GAAUUUUUUGAUGUGUUCAAAGGACUUGGUUGUCUCCAUAGAGAGCAUCACAUUACAGUAUACCCAUCAGUACAACCAGUGAUACAUCCGCCAAGACGAGUACCACUAGCGUUACAGCCAAAACUCAAGCAGAAAUUAGAUAGUUUGUUAAAAAAUGAAAUAAUGGAAAAGAAAGAUGAGCCAACAAAUUGGGUAAACAGCUUGCUUAUUGUCGAAAAGAAAGAUGGAUCAUUAAGAUUAUGCCUCGAUCUCAACAAAUCUCAAAUAAAUCUCAACAAGGCAAUAAAAAAGAACUUUUUUUAA
Molecule: messenger RNA, 303 nt
Organism: Helobdella robusta
Lineage: Eukaryota; Metazoa; Annelida; Clitellata; Rhynchobdellida; Glossiphoniidae
Exons: 1
Source: RefSeq, a predicted model, not a curated record